Chroicocephalus ridibundus (black-headed gull) is the source of this 1151-nucleotide messenger RNA. RefSeq names its product superoxide dismutase 2 (gene SOD2). Gene Ontology annotation, cellular component: mitochondrion. The transcript has 5 exons. Lineage: Eukaryota; Metazoa; Chordata; Aves; Charadriiformes; Laridae. The record is from RefSeq and is a predicted model, not a curated record. Gene Ontology annotation, biological process: superoxide metabolic process. The coding region runs from base 100 to 774 and encodes 224 amino acids. Gene Ontology annotation, molecular function: metal ion binding; superoxide dismutase activity.
GGCGGGGGCGGGGAGACCGGCGGCGGGGCGGGCGGCGCCGAGGGCGGGCGAAGACGCGGUUGCGCCGUCGGUGUAGCCCCCGUCCGCCACACAGCCGCCAUGUUGUGCCGCUUCGCCUCGGCGGGCAGAAGCAGUGCCAAGUUGAUAGCGCCGUUGGGAUGCUUGGUCUCUAGGCAAAAACACACUCUUCCUGACUUGUCGUAUGACUAUGGCGCUCUGGAACCUCAUAUUAAUGCAGAGAUCAUGCAGCUGCACCACAGCAAGCAUCAUGCCACCUACGUGAACAACCUGAAUGUUACAGAGGAGAAAUACAAAGAGGCGCUGGCAAAAGGUGAUGUUACAGCUCAGGUGUCACUUCAGCCUGCACUGAAGUUCAAUGGUGGGGGUCAUAUCAAUCACACCAUCUUCUGGACAAACCUUUCUCCUAAUGGAGGAGGAGAGCCUAAAGGAGAAUUGAUGGAAGCCAUCAAGCGUGACUUCGGUUCCUUCGCGAACUUCAAGGAGAAGUUGACAGCUGUAUCAGUUGGUGUUCAGGGAUCAGGCUGGGGUUGGCUUGGCUAUAACAAAGAGCAGGGACGCCUACAAAUAGCAGCUUGUGCAAAUCAAGACCCUUUGCAAGGAACAACAGGUCUCAUUCCUUUGCUGGGAAUUGAUGUAUGGGAACAUGCUUAUUAUCUUCAGUAUAAAAAUGUUCGACCUGAUUAUUUGAAAGCCAUUUGGAAUGUGAUCAACUGGGAGAAUGUAUCUUCAAGAUAUGCAGCUUGCAAAAAGUAGAGUGGUAUUCUUGCACAGACUACUAAAAUGUCACCACUUCUACUCUGAUACCACUGUAGUAGUGCCUGUGGCUUACAAAUGAAUUGCUCUACUGCAGAAAACACUUAGCUCAUCCAACAAAAGCAUUUCAUAAUCAAGCAAAGUGUCUGCUUGUUUAAUUCUGUGAGAGGUAUUUACUUAGAUUUUUGAAGCUUUAAACUGUUGUGCAACAAAGGGAGACACUUUAAAUAGUCUUUUCCAUUGCAUAUAAAACAUAGAUCACUUUGCUGAAGCUUAUCGAGGUAAUGGAUUUCCUUGUUGCACUGAAAUACCUAAGUGGAAACAUGUACUUUAUGUUGCUAUAAACAAAUAAAACUCAAAAGAAGAAUCUUCUAUAA